GUUUUUUUUUUACUGACAGCUCAACUUUUUUGUUUUCUGAAGAAUCAUCAUAAAACAAGGAACACAAAAUUUGGGGAGAAACAUGAAUAAAUAAUUUUUCAAAUUGUUGUUGUUUUUUAGUGCAAAAAAACAUCAUUACCAUUUUUAUUGUUUAGUUGGCAAAAGAUUACCUCAUAUAACUACAGUCAUUUUUGUAAAUCUGUAAAAAACAUAAAAGCCGCCACCAUGAAUGGACGUUCAAUUCGUAUUAAUCGAAUGCCAGUUCUUUUACUUGCAUUUGUUGUUAUUUGCGGAGUAAUAUACACAUUAAAUGUUCUAUCAGAAGAUAAACCUCUCUAUGGAAUGUUAAGAAACACAAAUCAAGUCAAUAUGCGAAAGUUACUUAUAGGUUCAAUACAAGCCGCACAACGCGGAGGACUGGAAAUCUUGGAUGUUGCUCAUUCAAGAGAUUUACAACAGAAGAGUAAAGGAAAGACCCUGGAAGGGGUAGAUGACCCUUAUACACAAGCUGAUGCUAGGUCACAUUGCAUCAUGAAAGGUGGAAUGCACAGAAUAUUCCCUAAAUUGAAUAUUGUCUCGGAAGAGGAUACGGAGGGUUGCUCGGAGUCGGGAAUCAUUGAGUUAGAUCCGACAGUACUUCAUGAGACUGCUGUCACGCCGGAUGAGUUGGUAGAUGUUAAGGAUAUAACAGUUUGGAUAGAUCCAUUGGAUGCUACCAAAGAAUUCACAGAAAAGUUAUACAAAUAUGUGACUACAAUGGUUUGUGUUGCUGUGAAGGGUGUUCCAGUAAUUGGUGUUAUUCAUAGUCCAUUUACCGGUAAAACUUCUUGGGCCUGGCAAGAGAAAUCCGUUUCUGAAGAUUUAGCAAAUCUUAAAAAGGAAAACACGCUAACCAAAUAUCCAAUCAUUACAGUUUCCAGAUCACAUGCGGGUGAUGUAAAAAAUCUAUCAAAAGAAGUUUUUGGUGAGAAUUCAAAUAUCCUGAUAGCUGCUGGAGCGGGUUACAAGGUCUUACAGGUAGUGGCAAAUAAUGCAACAGCUUACUUGCACUCUACCCGAAUAAAGAAAUGGGAUAUCUGUGCUGGAAAUGCAAUUUUAAAUGCAUUGGGUGGUAAAAUGACCACAUUGACUAAUGAAGUCAUCGACUAUGCGGAUGGUAGCUCUCCUGUCAAUGACAAGGGUCUAUUAGCUGCACUAACCCACCAUGAUGUUUAUAUUGCUAAGAUGCUAGAGAGGCAAAAUAAAGGCCAAAGAUAAUUUAA
Episyrphus balteatus (marmalade hoverfly) is the source of this 1262-nucleotide messenger RNA. RefSeq names its product putative inositol monophosphatase 3. Gene Ontology annotation, biological process: phosphatidylinositol phosphate biosynthetic process. The coding region runs from base 226 to 1257 and encodes 343 amino acids. Gene Ontology annotation, cellular component: endomembrane system. Lineage: Eukaryota; Metazoa; Arthropoda; Insecta; Diptera; Syrphidae. The transcript is spliced from 3 exons. Gene Ontology annotation, molecular function: 3'-nucleotidase activity. The record is from RefSeq and is a predicted model, not a curated record.